CUUGCGAAUUUCUUUUAUCUUCUCGACGGCUAUUCACCGGAGGCAGCCAUUCAAUGGAGCCAGGUGUGCCGAAAGAAUGGCGAAUUCCAGGCCUUUGGGAAAGUAUUUAAAGGUCAUGAGGAGAUUAGACAACACAUCUUAAGGUUUUGGGCUUCUUUUCCAGGUCUUAAACACGUACCGAAGAAAGUGUACAGUAACGGAGGCGACAUGAUGGAUUUGACAGUCCUUACCUCCUACAAAAUCACAUUCUCUAACAAUCAAAGCGUAUCAGGAGAGUCUACUGCCCUCCUAGAAUAUGUGGAA
This is a messenger RNA of Aspergillus fijiensis CBS 313.89, 303 nucleotides long. RefSeq lists its product as uncharacterized. The annotation marks the transcript as partial. The transcript has 2 exons. Lineage: Eukaryota; Fungi; Ascomycota; Eurotiomycetes; Eurotiales; Aspergillaceae. The record is from RefSeq and is a predicted model, not a curated record.